AUGUCCGACAAGAAGUACAAGCGCAUCGACGAGGACCGCUCGCGCCGCUACCCCAUCCACGAGCCCACGAGCGACAUAAAGGAGCUUCAACGCCGCCUCCAGCAGGACCCCCGCUUCAACCCGCCGACGCCGUCCGCGUGGAAGCGUGUCGCGCUCAUCGUCUUCUUGCUCUGCGUCUGCUGGUUCGCCGUCCAGCUCCGCGUGUCCAUGAUCCCCAGGCAGCCGGAGCCGCCCCAGGUCGUCCACGCCAACAGGUACUCGAACGAGUUCAAGUUCCGUCCCGCGGCGAGCCCCGUCGUCACCGAGAAGAUGAAGGACGGGCGGACGAGGGUCCGUGGUGCGAUGCCGAGUUUCCAGUGA
Messenger RNA from Epithele typhae, 360 nucleotides. RefSeq lists its product as uncharacterized. The transcript has 2 exons. NCBI's taxonomy places the organism in Eukaryota, Fungi, Basidiomycota, Agaricomycetes, Polyporales, Epitheliaceae. The coding region runs from base 1 to 360 and encodes 119 amino acids. The record is from RefSeq and is a predicted model, not a curated record.